AUGGACGGGACGACGCGCGCGUGCGAGGACUCGGAGACGCGCGGCGGUGGGCGGGCGAGCGAGGCGGCGGCGGCGGUGGGCGCGGGAGGGCGCGAUGGCGGCGCGAGCGAGGCGCGGACGGCGGCGAAGGCGGAUGGGCGGGACGGCGCGGGCGCGAGCGCGAGCGCGGCGUACAGUCGGAAGGAUAAAUCGCUCGGCGUGCUGUGCGAGAACUUUUUGGCGCUGUAUGGGAACGGGGAGGUGGAGAGCGUGAGUCUGGACGAGGCGACGGAGAAGCUCGGGGUGGCGCGACGGAGGAUUUACGACAUCGUGAACGUGUUGGAGAGCAUCGACGUGAUGGCGCGCAAGGCGAAGAAUCAAUAUUCGUGGCACGGCGUGCGACGGUUGCCGGAGAGUUUGAAGCGCUUGAAACAGGCGGGGUUGAAAGAAUUCGGGGCGAACUUUGAAAUUAGCGGCGCGAAUGGAAGCGAGGAGAAUAGUAACGACGACAGCGCGGCGUCGCGCGAAGGUGAAGAAGAAAAGGACGUCGGCGGCGACGAACAUAACCAACAAAAUAUUGAUUCCGAUCGAAGCUCGCCUACGACGACGACGACGGCGACGACGACGACCGCGGUGCUACACUUUGAUUCACGUAACGAUUCUGUGCGUAACAAGGCCCCGUUCGCGGGGCAGGAAAGAUUCGCGGGGCCGUGCGCGCAAGGCGACGACGGCCGCCGCGAGAAGAGUCUGGUAUUGUUGUCGCAAAAGUUUGUUCAGCUAUUCCUGGCGUCGUCGCUGAACGUCGUGAGUUUGGACACAGCGGCGCGACUUCUUCUAGAUGACGCACACGACGACGCAAAGUUGAAGACUAAGAUUCGUCGCCUGUACGACAUCGCCAACAUCUUGUGCUCUUUGCAUUUGAUUCGAAAAGUGCACCUUGCUGAUUCGAGGAAGCCGGCGUUUCUUUGGCUGAGCCGAGAAAACUCUACCGCGGACCUCAUCGCGCAAGGUAAAGGCUUGCAAUGGUUUAGUAAACUCGAUGAAGAUGGCAAGCCGCUCCCGAUGGCUUCGUCGAAGUUUGGGCCGGCCAUGCGUCCGCAAACAACCUCGACGACGAAGAAUCCGACGACGAAUCAGCGCAAGCGAGCGGCGAACAAGGAUUCGAACAGUGCCGAGGCCAAGCGCCCGCGCGGACGACCUAGAUUGCCCGGUGGCAACGCACAAAUGUCGCUAACUCCAGACAACGUGGCACAGCUCAAUCAUUUAUUCGCGUUCACCACCGCCCAGCUCGCGGCGCGAUAUCCCUUGGAUGUGAACGCCGACUUGAACAGUGUCAUCGCGCAGAGAACGAUAGGCAACACCAAUUUCCUUCAUCGUCUCGCGCAAGCGUCGAUGGCGCAAGCACAAGCAGCACACCACUUGAUGAGCUCAUCUCCCGCGCAACCGCCACAGUAUGAAACGUCCAAGCUGCCAACGUUAGAAGGAGCCGGCGGCGAUUUGUCGCCGCCGACGUUGCCACCUUUUAGCACCAUAAUGCCAGCGUGGGGCAUGUCGGGUAUGUCCUACCAGAAUAAUCAAAUGCACGAUAUGAUGCGACUGUACGAAAAUUCAAUGAAUGCUUGGCAAAAUGGCAACACGCAGCAGCAAAAUGUGCGAGAAUGA
Messenger RNA from Ostreococcus lucimarinus CCE9901, 1641 nucleotides. RefSeq lists its product with no specific name. Gene Ontology annotation, cellular component: RNA polymerase II transcription regulator complex. The record is from RefSeq and is a predicted model, not a curated record. Gene Ontology annotation, biological process: regulation of transcription by RNA polymerase II. Gene Ontology annotation, molecular function: DNA-binding transcription factor activity, RNA polymerase II-specific; RNA polymerase II cis-regulatory region sequence-specific DNA binding. The coding region runs from base 1 to 1641 and encodes 546 amino acids. The transcript has a single exon. Lineage: Eukaryota; Viridiplantae; Chlorophyta; Mamiellophyceae; Mamiellales; Bathycoccaceae.